This is a messenger RNA of Ordospora pajunii, 1209 nucleotides long. RefSeq lists its product as uncharacterized. Gene Ontology annotation, molecular function: protein binding. The coding region runs from base 1 to 1209 and encodes 402 amino acids. The transcript has a single exon. Lineage: Eukaryota; Fungi; Microsporidia; Ordosporidae. The record is from RefSeq and is a predicted model, not a curated record.
AUGGCAGAAGUUACCAGUGCAGACUACUCGAAACAAGGAUACCAUGAAAUUCCAAAGUCUGCAUAUGCUGCGUCUAUCAAUUGGCUAAUUCUGUCCGAUAAUAAAAUCAAGAAGAUUCCAGAAACAAUAAGAGAGCUCAGGACACUCAGUAGGCUUGCACUAAAUGACAACAGAAUUGAGGAGAUCCAUCCAGAAAUGGGCUCUCUGUCUGGGCUGACAUGGAUCGACCUCACAAGAAACAGGCUAAAAUCACUUCCUGACGAGCUGGCAAACCUGAAGAAGGUUUCUGGCCUGGGGCUCAGCGAAAACAACUUUUCUGAAAUUCCUAGAUGCAUAUUCAAAAUGACAAACCUGAGGAAGUUUGGGUUUUUCUCUAACAAGAUCCGAGACAUUCCCAAGGAUAUAAGGCUAUUGAUAAACUUAAUCAAGAUAGAUCUGUCGAACAACGAGAUUUCGGUGCUUCCUGAAGAAUUCUGCGAGCUAAGAAACCUGAACUGGCUGAAUCUGUCGAACAACAGGCUCCAGAAGCUUCCUGACAGAAUAAAUAACUUGUCGCAGCUAGAAGAGCUUGGCUUGGGAUCCAACUGCCUCACUGAACUCCCCGACAUGAGCAAUCUUAAGAGGCUCAGGAUACUGCCUGUGUUCAAAAACAAGUUGGAAAUCAUCAACCAAAGCAUAUCGCAUCUGUGCAACAUAGAGAAACUAGACUUCAGCGACAACUGCAUUUCUGAAUUCCCAAGCCAUAUAAUAACUAUUCCCACACUCAGGUAUCUCAACCUCAAAUCAAACAAAAUCAAAAAAAUCGAGCCAGGCCAGUUUAGAAAUCAUGUUUCAUCUAUUUCAAUAAUCGAUGUAAGCGAUAAUCUACUCUCAUGCAUUCCUCUGAAGUUUUUCAAGACAUUCCCAAAUAUCACUGUCAUCAGAGUCGGUGAUAAUCCAUUUAUUUAUCACGAAAAUAAGCUUGCAUCUAAUCCGUCACUACUUGAGAUGUGCUACAGCAAAUGCCUUAACAUGAAGUACAGAUGUGAUCCCUGGAUAUCGCGAAGGUGCCCAGACAUUAAAGCAUGUGAUUCCUGUAAUCAGUUGUUUACAAUGCAGCCGCAUAUCGGUUAUAGCAUCAGCUCAAUAGGCGAUGGAAAUACAUUCGUGAUUGAAAAAAUGCUGUGCUCAUUCAACUGCUACAAGAAAGAAUACAAUAAACACUGUUAA